Messenger RNA from Scylla paramamosain (green mud crab), 4391 nucleotides. RefSeq lists its product as uncharacterized. The coding region runs from base 95 to 1933 and encodes 612 amino acids. Gene Ontology annotation, cellular component: cytoplasm. The transcript is spliced from 10 exons. Gene Ontology annotation, biological process: negative regulation of protein tyrosine kinase activity; intracellular signal transduction. The record is from RefSeq and is a predicted model, not a curated record. Gene Ontology annotation, molecular function: protein kinase inhibitor activity. Lineage: Eukaryota; Metazoa; Arthropoda; Malacostraca; Decapoda; Portunidae.
UGUUUUGUUCUGGUGUGGCUGGCGCAGGGGAGGCAGAGUGACGGGCCGCCGCUCCUGACCUGACCUGACCUGACCCUCGCCUGCCAGUGCCACCAUGGAGGAGGUGGACCUGGCGGAGGAGCAGCCAAGGCCACGGGACGACGCGCCGGACCCCAGGAUACAGGUGGAGCUGGAGAGACUCAACACAGCCACAGACACAAUAAACAAACUAGAGGUGGACCUUGAUGAGGCACGCAUGCUGUUCCGUCAACUGCUAACAGACUCAACACACCGCAUUGAUGCCCUGGCCAAGCGACUCGGGAAGUGUGUGGAGCAGUCACGGCCAUACUAUGAAGCCAGGAUACAGGCCAAGCAGGCGCUGCGAGAGACCCAGGCAGCGGCAUGGCGGUAUGAGCGAGCCAGCAGCCAGCAUGCGGCGGCCCGGGAGAUGGUGUUUCUGGCAGAGGAAGGGCUCAUGGAGAAAGGCUGCUCCUUUGACCACACCUGGCAGGAAAUGCUUAACCAUGCCACAUCAAAAGUGAAUGAUGCAGAGAAGGAGAGGAUGGAGAGCGCUGUGGAGCAUCGGCGGACCUCUGCACUGUACCACGAGGCUGAGACGCGGGUGAAGGCACUGCAGAAGGAGCUGAAGAGGGCCAUUGCCAAGUCCAGUUUGAAUGCACGUCGCAGCCUCUUGCAAAUGAAUAACCUUGUGAGGAUGCAUCAGCUGCAGUUGCUACCUUACUUUGAGCUGAAGUCUGCUGUGAACCAGCAGCUGGAGGCACAGAAGCAGCAGGUGCGGCAGCUGGAGGAGAGUGUUGGACGAGCUAAGAUGACGUACUCCCAGGCGCUGGCUAACCUGGAGACCAUAUCAGACGAGAUCCACCGUACUCGACAGUGUCAGGAGCUUGGUGUGCGAGGCAUUGGUGUCGGGGCAGACUCCCCUUUACCCCCAAUGGAAGCUGGACUGCCACUCACCACUCAGCCCCUCCACUAUGCCGAGUCCAUCCCUGACAGUGCCGAUGCCUCCCAGGAGUUCAAGUCUUUACCAGGGAAACUUGGCCCUGUGGCAGCUCCCAUCUUGACCACAGCACAGGCAACCAAAGCAACCAUCACGCAUGUUUCCUCAGCCUCUAGCUUGCCAGCAGAGCCUGAUGGUUGUGAGGAUGGGUGCAAGGUUCCUGUAGAGAAGGCAGAGACAAGGCAAAAGAGGGAAGAAAAGAGGAGCAGUGUCACGGAGCAGAGUGGAGAGAUCAUUGUGGAGGAAGUAGAUGGCGGAACAACCAGUACAGAUCUCAGUGGCUGGCAGGUGAUAGGUCUCAGCACCCCCCCUCUCAGUGGCCAGUCACAAAACUACCUCACUGUGGAUGACCGUGACUCUACUGUAUCAGACACUGAGAGUCUGGCCAGUAUUGAAAUGCUGAGUGACGAGGCAAUAGCCGGCCUGAUGCUGGAUGAGGAGCUGGCCCAGGCAUCCUGCACCAUGUACACCACAACCACCACCACCUCCACCUCAGCUCCUGUGGUGGACCCACCUCUUGGCUCUACAUCCAUCCACUUCCUGCCGGCCUUCUUCCACAGUAGUGGAGGCGGUGGGGGCCAGCCAUUGGGUGGAGAGGGAGGGUUGGGGUCAGGGCCACUACAAAGCUCUAGUGGUGGGGACUGUUGUGGCAGCAUCACUCACUCCUUGAUGGGGCUCAAGGUGGACUCGGCCACUCCAGGAACACGUCCCCAUCCACCGCCAGACAGCCUUAGCUUUACACAGCAAGACUCGUCGUCUGAACACUCGUCCCCAGAGGACCUCACUCCCGGCUAUGCCCCACUGAGGGACACCCCUGGCUCUCCUGAAGACUUUCUGCCUCCGGGCCAAACAUCCCCACCCAGCACUUCCACCAGUGAGGAUGUACCACACUGCAGCUCCUGGGUGCUGGAGAACACACCAGCUGUCAAGAAGUAGACUAGCUGUGUGUUGUGAUGUAGACUGGUGGCAGGUGUGUGUGUGUGUGUGUGUGUGUACUGAUGAAUACCAAUAAGGGUGAGAGGCAGCUGGCAGUGUGUCUUGAUGUUGACCAGUGGUAGACAGUGACAGGUGUGUGUGUGUGUGCUGAUGAAUACCAAUAAGGGUGAGAGGCACCUGAUAGUUUGUGUGUCUGUUGAUGUUGACCAGUGGUAAACAGUGGCUGCUGUUGUGUAUGUGUUUGUGUUGAUAGGUACCUGUAAUGAUGAAUGGCAGCUGGUAAUGUGUGUGUGUGUGUGUGUUUAUUGAGGGAUACCAGUAAUGGUGAGAGACAGCUGGUAGAGUGUGUGUGUGUGUGUUUCAGAGGGUUAUGCACAUGUUCAGUCUGUAAUAGUUUCUUCUUUGUCUCCUCUGCAAAUUGUGGACAGUUCUUCCUUGGACAUAUUCUGGUCACUGGAAUGUGGAAGCCAGUGCCCUUGAUGCAGAGAAGACAAAGUGUAGGAUGAAACUCAAUAUUACAAACUGAAGUAAUGACAAAAUGAUUCCAUGACACUUGUUCCAUAACCGUGCCAAGUGAAGAUCCCUUAUGCUUUGACAGGCUGGUGGUGCUGGUCAGUGUUUGCUGCUUACUAGUCGUCAGGUCCAGUGCACACUGCUUCGUACUCCUAAACAUUUUGGUGCUGUAACUCAGCUAUGUUCAUUGGCUGUGGUGGUGAUUGGUGGGGCUUUUACGAGUGUUUUUAUGAUUUUAGUGAUAGUUAAACAAAGGAUUCUGCAUCAUCAGUAGGAGAAACACUCAUGAGAACCUGGCUAACCAUCUCUGUAACUUUUGAAACUAGUUGAUAUGGGAGACCAAAGUGUUCAAGAGUACAGGCCAUUAUGCAACACCAAACUGUGCUUGCUGUGGCCAGUAAUAGUCAUAUUUAAUCAUCACCCUCCUUUUAUCAUGGAGGAAUUACUAUGGGUCCUCUCCCUCUUCCAAUAUCAGACCCUUGGCUCCUGGCGUAAGUUUUGCUUCCCACAUCAUUCAUCACAAGUCAAAGAGAACCAUUGCCUAGUACAGUGACUGCUGGACCCUGUCAGUACUGGGAUUACAAUGGCACUGGUGUGGUGACCUUCCUGACUGAUUGAGAGAGAGAUGGAGGGCACAGGGGGGAGUAUGGAUCUAGGUGUGGGGUAUGCAUAUGUGGUGGUGGUGGUAGCUAGUUAGUUAGCAGCAGUUGUAGUAGUAGUAGUAGUUAGUAGCAGCAGUAGUUGGUAGUUGUUAGUAUUAGUAGUUAAGUAGUAGGGGAGGGAGGGAGGGUGAGAGAGAGGGGGUGGUACUGUAGUGUCACCCUAAUUUCCAUUUCCCUUGCUACAGUGGUAACCACACACUACCCCAGUGGUGCAGCAGCAUGUCAUGACCUGUGGCUUGGUCAGCUAAUGGCAAGCUGGAUUUAUAGAAGCAUAAAGCUUGAAUUUCAUAAUCCAAUCAGUCCUGUCAACUAGCAUGUUACUUUUUGAGCCAAUUAGAAAUUUUGACAUGUAAAGGGUCCCCUCAUUGCCAUUUUCACAUAAGUAAAAAACAUCAAGUUCAAUACAUGGCUUAAGUUACUUAACAAUUUCAUCACCUCAUCUUUUGUACAAAUCUGACAGCAUCAGCUGGACUUAGCUAGGGAAUGCAUUCUUUCAUAUUUUGUGGAUCACAAGAAACAAAUCACAAAACAGCUAAGUUUUUAUAAACCUGUAAGUGUACUUAAUUUUCUAUAUCUAAGUACUUGUCACCUUUCCGUUAUGAACCACUUCAUGAUGCCAUACAGCAAACCCCCACAUCUUAGCAAUACAUCAAGAACAAAAGCUUGAUCUUGCCAGUCUGUGUGCAGACAAGGCAGCACCGUAGGCCACAGGGACAGCAGGCUCUGCUGCUGUCACUCAUUGUGUACUUAAUUUAGAACCACUAUUUCAGUAACUGAAGUUGGUGUUACAUUUUCCUCAGCCAAAGAUGCUGUUGGUUUAGUUAUAAAAUCAAGCUGUAUAUAUUUUUCCUAAAAUUUGUUAAACCUUUAUGUAUAUUUAUGAAAACACUAUGGUUCACUAGACCUGCAUGACUUAGCAGCUGUUGAAGUUUGUUAAAUCCUGUAUUUUGUUGAGAAUCUUAAGAGCAGGUUUAUACAAUGGACAAUUGCUAAGAGGUUCCCACCAAGCACUAUUCAGUUUGGAAGCUAGUGAUAUUAAAUAUCAGCCAAUAUUCUAAUUUAAUGUACAAUUUAGUAGUUAGCUGUAGCACCAUAGAUGUAUUACUGUGCAGUAGUAAUACCUUAACAACCAGUAUUACAACUACUUGGUGCUAAAUCCUUUGACAGAUCUAUGAUUUUGCAAUGACUUGUACGUCGGUGAGUGCCGUGGCAGCAGGGAUGGACUCGUCAACAAUUAUCAACACUAGCAAAUGUCUUUGUAAAUAAAUUACAAAUCACAUGUU